AGGAAUUUAGAAGUUCCAUGCAAUGCACAGAAACAGCAGCUAACACGUGAGAUUUGUUGCACAAAGUUCAUGUUUAAUUGCUUGCAUAGAUAUAUUUUCUUCUCCCCCGGAAGCAUUAUAUAUUUUCUUCCGAGGGAAAUUGCUGUGUGCAUCAUUCGGCGGUGUAAAGAGCAGGCUGUAGGUGGAGUCUGAGUCGCUAGAUGUAAAUAUCCCCUUCCUGUGUUUUCCCUUCCCAGCCCCGUUCAGUCCCGUCCCGUCGGAUGGAUUUGUCGGAUGGCGUCUGGAUGCGCUCCCCCCAAACUACAGGAAUACAUCCUCACCGAAAAACUGGGCAGUGGAUCCUAUGCCACUGUUUACAAAGCCUACAGGAAGGUCAACAGCCGCGAAGUGGUGGCCAUUAAGUGCGUUAGUAAGAAAAGUUUGAACAAAGCCUCGGUGGAGAACCUUCUCACGGAGAUCGAGAUUCUGAAGGCCGUCAAACACCCUCACAUUGUCCAGCUGAAAGAUUUUCAAUGGGACGGGGAGAACAUUUACCUCAUCAUGGAGUACUGUGCUGGAGGAGACCUCUCCCACUUCAUCCGUAGCCGGAGGGUGCUUCCCGAGAGAGUUGUCUGCCGGUUUCUCCAGCAGCUCGCCUCUGCUCUGCAGUAUCUUCACCAGCGUCACAUCUCUCAUCUCGACCUGAAGCCACAGAACGUUCUGCUCAGCUCCCAGUCCACUCCACACCUCAAGCUGGCUGACUUUGGCUUUGCGCAGCACAUGUCCCCGUGGGACGAGAAGCGCGUUCUGCGUGGCUCUCCACUCUACAUGGCGCCCGAGAUGGUUUGUCGGCAGCAGUACGAUGCCAGAGUGGAUCUGUGGUCAGUCGGAGUCAUUCUGUACGAGGCGUUGUUCGGACGGCCACCGUUUGUAUCCAAGUCAUUUGUGGAGUUGGAGGGGAAGAUUCGCAGCAGCAAGGCGGUAGAGCUUCCGGCAGGAUCCCGGGUGUCCCCAGAGUGCCGGGAUCUCUUGCUCCGACUGCUGGAGAGGGACCCGGAGCAGCGGAUAAUCUUCGAGGAAUUCUUCACCCACCCGUUCGUUGACCUGGACCACAUGCCCGAUGCCGGGAGCCUGGACAAGGCGACAGCCCUGGUGACAGACGCUGUACAGAAGGACACGCAGGGAGACUUUGCCUCCGCCCUGUCUCUCUACUGCAGGUCUCUGGAGUACUUUGUCCCAGCCUUGCACUAUGAAUCUGAUUGUCGUCGCAAGUCAGCGAUCCGGUCUAAGGUAACGCAGUACAUCUCACGGGCGGAGGAGCUGAAGGCGCUGGUUGCCAAGGGCAACAAAGCCGACUUUGAGCAGGCCAAGAGCAAGAGAGGUCUACUGAGAGAGAUGUCCCGGGACAAGCCGCAACUACUCGCUGCCCUGGAGAUGGCGUCAGCUGCAGUCACCCAGGAGGCAGGGGGCGAUGACUCAGUGGAGACUCUGCACCUGUACCAGCAGAGCCUGGGAGAGCUGCUCCCCAUGCUGGCUGCUGAGCCACAGGGGAGAAGACGAGUGUUGCUACAUGCGGAGAUCAAGAGCCUCAUGAGCCGAGCGGAAUAUCUGAAGGAACAACUCAAGAUGCGUGAGAAUCAGAAAGAAGCAACGUCGGUGGAUCAGGACCCGUUCUCGGAGUCGAUAAAGAGCAAUUGUUCACUCCAGUGAAUGCAAACGUGCCAGAUACACCUCGACGUUGAAGUCGCACAAACUUCCCUCAAAUAUAACUGGGCCGUACCUCCAGCAUUAACUCCAGUACAUUCUGGUACAAGCCAUCCUUGAGUGUAAGUCAAGUGCAGUGUGCAGGACCAGUGAACAAAACUGCUCCAAGAAUCUUAAGUUUUAAAGUUUGCAGCCUUCCAAAAAAAAAAAAAAUCAUUCUUAGUAGAAGGAUUUAUUUGUUUUCAUAGAGGUAAUAUAUUUACCAAGUCGCUGCUGAGAGAGAGCAGUCUUAUUUAAGUUUGGCCUAAGUUAGGCUUGUAAUUUUUAGGAGAGUCCUCCUUGUCUUUAUUUUUUCCCCAAUGGUAUCACCAAGUGUUUUGGUUUACCAGGGACUCGAGAGACUGCAGAUGGUGGAAUCUUGAGGGAAAUGUCGGAGGAAAGUGUUGGAGUAACUCAGCGGGUCAGGCAGCAUCUGCGGAGAACAUGGGACCUUGGUGCUUUGGGCCGGGACCCUUGUUGGAGUAACUCACAGCGGGUCAGUCAGGGUCUGUGGAGGGGGUGGACAGAUGGCAACAUCUGUGAUAUGAAACGAGGACAGGGUUCCCCGAAACGUCGCCUCUCCAUUUUCCUCCACAGAUGCUGCCUGACCCGCUGAGUACCUCCAGCACCUUGUUCUUUACAUUUUGUUCCACUGCUUGUCCUUUGAAGUACAUCAGGGUUAGCUGCAGCAAUGGGAACCGGCCACUGAUCACCCGAACCAGGGGGCCAGCAGGUGAAAGAAAAGCAGGAGUAAUGGGUCAUUCCUUCUUGAUACGUUUGUAAGUCAUAGGAGCAGAAUUAGGCCAUUCAGCCCAUUGUGUCUACCCCGCCAAUCAAUCAUAGCUGAUGCAGGGCGCCACAGUGGCACAUGUAACAAGCUGUUUCCUCACUGCGCCAGUGAUCCAGGUUCAAUCCUGACCAUGACCAUAAGAGAUAGAAGGAGAAUUGGGCCAUUCGGCCCAUCGAGUCUUCUCUGCCAUUCAAUCAUGAUUUAUGACACCCCUACUAAUCAAGAAUCUGUCUCUCUACCUUAAAAAUAUUCAUUGACUUGGCCUCCACUGCCUUCUGUGGCAAAGAAUUCCACAGAUUCACCACCCUCUGACUAAAGAAAUUCCUCCUCAUCCCCUUCCCAAAGGAACGUCCCGUAAUUCAGAGGCUGUGACCUCUAGCCCUAGACUCUCCCACUAGUGGAAACAUCCUUUCCUUAUCCACUAUAUCCAAGCCUUUCACUCUUCGGUAAGUUUCAAUGAACUUCCCCCUCAUCCUUCAAAACUCCAGCGAGCACAGGCCCAGUGCCGUCAAACGCUCAUCAUAUGUUAACCCACUCAUUGCUGGGAUCGUUCUUGUAGACCAUCUCUGGAGGGGA
Messenger RNA from Leucoraja erinaceus (little skate), 3088 nucleotides. RefSeq names its product unc-51 like kinase 3 (gene ulk3). Bases 274 to 1689 code for a protein of 471 amino acids. The record is from RefSeq and is a predicted model, not a curated record. NCBI's taxonomy places the organism in Eukaryota, Metazoa, Chordata, Chondrichthyes, Rajiformes, Rajidae. Gene Ontology annotation, biological process: autophagy; protein autophosphorylation; autophagosome organization. Gene Ontology annotation, molecular function: protein serine/threonine kinase activity; ATP binding. The transcript is spliced from 16 exons. Gene Ontology annotation, cellular component: autophagosome; cytoplasm.